Molecule: messenger RNA, 4914 nt
Organism: Daphnia pulicaria
Lineage: Eukaryota; Metazoa; Arthropoda; Branchiopoda; Diplostraca; Daphniidae
Gene: Nurf-38
Product: inorganic pyrophosphatase-like
Exons: 12
Coding region: 5-1018 (337 amino acids)
Biological process (GO): phosphate-containing compound metabolic process
Cellular component (GO): cytoplasm
Molecular function (GO): inorganic diphosphate phosphatase activity; magnesium ion binding
Source: RefSeq, a predicted model, not a curated record
AAGAAUGUUAUCAACGUUCAACCGGCUUACUCUUGUUGCACGUCAUCUGAGUCCGAACGGACUGAGUCGUUCACCAGCAGCUUUAAUUAGCACACGUAGGUGCCAAUCGUCAUUUGCUACACAAAAUCUAACUUCAAAUCAUCGUCGAAAUAUGUAUCGUAUCGAAGAAAGAGGAGCUCCCAACACCUUGGAACACCGAGUGUAUUUCCGAAAUGAAUUUGGACCCAUCUCCCCUUUCCAUGACAUUCCUCUAUUUGCCAAUCAUGAACAGAAGGUUUUCAACAUGGUAGUGGAAGUACCACGCUGGACAAAUGCUAAAAUGGAGAUAUGUAAGGAAGAGCCUCUUAAUCCAAUUAAGCAAGAUGUAAAGAAAGGAAAAUUAAGGUUUGUUGCCAACUGUUUCCCCCAUCAUGGCUACAUCUGGAACUAUGGAGCACUCCCUCAGACUUGGGAAAAUCCAAAUAUUGUGGAUGAAAGAACUGGAUGCAAGGGAGACAAUGAUCCUAUUGACGUCUGCGAAAUUGGACACAGGGUUGCUAAACGAGGAGACGUCAUUCAAGUCAAAGUUUUGGGAACUAUUGCAUUGAUUGAUGAAGGUGAAACGGAUUGGAAGGUCAUGGCAAUUGACGUUAAUGAUCCUUUGGCUUCUCAGCUGAACAACAUCGAAGACGUUGAGAAACAUAUGCCUGGUUUUAUGAACGCCACUGUUGAGUGGUUCCGUAUUUACAAGAUCCCUGACGGAAAACCCCCUAACGAGUUUGCGUUCAAUGGAGAGGCUAAGCCGCGUGAAUUUGCUUUAGAAGUGAUUGAAGAGACUCACGAACAUUGGAAGAAGAUGGUUGCCGGUCAAGUUGACUGCCAUGGGGUUAAUAGUACCUGCGUAAGUGCCGAGGGUGCUCCAUGCAAAGUUUCUAUUUCCGAAGCACAGGAAAUUGUUAAGAAGUGUCCGGAACUGUCAGAUGGACCCAUUAUCGAAAACGAAGUGGACAAAUGGCAUUAUUCCCACCUGCAAAAGUAGGAAAUCCCCGCGCCAACACUAACUGGGAAAAGAUAAUCUGCUUAUAAGGUUUAGUGAUCCCGUUGCAGAUAUCGAUAAUAUAUUCCAAGUUAUUUGAGACCAUAUAGAAUUUUCCAUUUCAUUGCAGUUGCCUUUCUUCUUCUUUUUUUUUUUUUGCAAAUAGGGAAUGCAAUUAAUUUUGUCUUCGAAAGACAUGUUAUAACAAAAGCUGGAGAGAUUUGAAAAGAUUGAUUUCUUUCUGAGAUCAGUUUUCCACGAAAAGGGAACACAAAGCUUGACGGUGAUGAAAAGGAAAUUGUCGAUUCUAUGGAUAGGCGUUCUUAACUUUUGUCAUAAACAUUGGGGUUCAUUCACUUGCAAAAUGACCCUGGAAACCAUUAAGAUGUUUUUCCCUGUUAACAUUGCCUGUAAAGGGCUGUCUUGUUUUCGUGUGGGUAGGGGGCAGGUUUGGGACAGGUGCUUCGAGGAUUCAGAGGGUGAAGAAGAGGGGAGCGAUUAUUAGUCAUCGACAAAGAAAAAGUCCAAAGUUUUUCAAAAAUCUUGUAGAAUUUUUUUUGUUUUGGAAGAAGAGACAAGUCAACAAGGUUUUUUUUAAAAAAGCUAAAGGCGAUAGUUUUGACCCCGUUUUCUCAUCUUGUCUGAAUGUUUAAGGGUAAAAAGGUAAUCACAAAUUUCCCGUUAUUUCUUAUUUUUACUCCCCCUCACUGUUUCUGCCUAUUUCAAUUUUAAAUCGUUUUUUGACCACAUGUUCCUAGACUAGACUGCUUCACAAUUUCUAUUAUUAUUCAGAAUUGUCUUGUGCGUGAGUUAUUUUCAAGUAAAAACAAAAGCAAUAAUUAGAAAUCAAAACCGCAAGUUUGAUCAAGACUUUGAUAACACGAGACUGAAGGCUAGAAAUUCUGUUAAACCGGACGAUCUUAUUCUCCUUUGCUUUACUGUGUUUGCAGACUGCAAGUCUGCAAAAUUAAUUGAGGAAUGUAGGUUAAUAAUAAAAGCCCCCCCCCCCCCAAAAAAAAAAAUUUAAUCUGGGCUUAGAGGAAGUUGAUGAAUAAAUUCAUAGAACGUGUUUAGAUUUGGUUGGCAAUCGCAUAAUGAUGGAUUACAUAAUAUCUAGCUGGAAGAGGUGGAAGUUUUUUUUAUUCUGAGCGGAUUUGCCAACAGGUACUACUUUGCUAUAUACAUUGUAAGAAAUAAAACAGCACGCGACACGAUUUGAUAAUCAAGACUUGUUUCAAAUUCAAAUGUGAAAUAGACGCAAUGAACCAUUUUACAAUGGUCGUCCAUAGGGGCAAUUCUUAAAUAAAUUCGUGUUUUAAAAUGCUGCCGGUGUUGCUCUCCGUUUUUGUGCAUGAAAUUUGGCAACAGUUAUUCAAGCAGAGUCCGGUUAUACCGAGCUCUUCUUAUCUUUCAACCAUCAUACUUGCCUAAUAAGUCCAACAUGAUUUUUAAAAAACAUUAGUUUUGCCGAGUCGGUGCUAACGCGUUUAUGACUAAUUUGGUCAUGUUUUAUCUCACUGUUAACUGAUGAUUUUCCCCGCAACCUGAUUCUAUUUGCCAGGUGGGUAUUUCUAACGGGAAAGAAUUCUUCUGAUAACUACCGAAUUUCCCAAAAAUGAAUUGUGUCGUGCUACUCAAAAGUGUCUCAACAUGUUGUAUAGUCUUCCUGUCAAAAAUCAAGAAUAAGGCUACACGCUUCAUCAGUUUUAAUUCAGAUUACGUACGCAGCUGUUGCGUAUUUGGCACCGUUUGAUAAACCUACUAUAUUUUUAUUCGUCCCGCAUAAAAUUAUUAGUUUUGAACGACAACAGUUAGACGGAAACGGCAUUUUCGCAAAAAAUAAAUAAAUUAUGCUGAUGGAUGGUUAUGUCCGUGAGCUAUAUGCUGGCCAUGAAUUGAGUCAUCGGAAAACCAGUCGGAGGUUUUUUCCCCCGGAACACGCAGGUACCGUCGCACCCCGCUAAGAGAACUAGCCGACCCGUUGCCCUAUAAAAACGGCACAAAGAAAGGAGAAAGAAAAAAAGAAAUUGCACAACGAGAGAAUUGGAGUCAAUAACCUUGAAAAUAUGCAAACACGCACGUUUUUCCUAACCGCUAUUUCCCAUCGGCACACAUAAAGGAAAUAACGAUAAACAAAAGAAAAGAAAAGCUAUAGCUUGAUAAAGAAAAAGACAAUGGAAGACACGUAGAACAACGUUCAUAUCAUGACAGUCAAAUUCGAUGAAAUAUCUUUGAAAUAGAUUAUAUAAAACAUGAAAAUUGAUUACAUUUUGUGAUCUCUUUUGGACAGAAAAGAUUUCAUCACACAUUCAAUUUAUGCAGGUCACAGCAUUGUGAGUGCAUAUAGGCUAUCUUCAAUAUUCCGACGGUGACUUUUGAAAAGUCUUCCGGAUUUCACAAGGGGAAACAAAAAAUAAACACUUUUUCUAUCGUUCGUUUCCUGGUGGUUUUGAUAUGCGCAGAUGAUGGUCGUCAUGCUCUGAAAGCCCAUUUGAUAUUGAAAUCCGUUAGGUUAUUUAUCUGUUAACGUUGCCUCGUGAACCGGUACACGAGCGAAAUUUAUGAUAGAUUCCUAUACACACAAGCUCGAUUGAUGUUUUUUAAAAAAACAAAAAGUCGAUUUAGCUACUAGUUUAACAUGUGAUGGUGGAAUACUACAACAAAGAGCAACCCCGCUGCUGCAAUAGAGUUGACCUAGAAAGAAAAGAAAACCGAAACAAAAAAUUACCCAGUGACCAGUUGGAUGAUAACCCACGCGUUUAGAAAACUCGCAAGAUUUCCAAGCUACACAUCCUGGUCCUGGUGUGUGCAGCAGCUAGCACACAUAGUAGGCCUUACUCUAUUUUCACUCUAUACUUUCCAUUUUGUGUGUUUUUAUUUUCUCUUUCGUCUGAUGUACGUGUAGAGAAAAGGAGAGGAGGCAGGCAGGCAGUCAGUCAGGCGGGCGUAUACGGAUAUGACGAAAUGAAUUUGUGAUGGCCCCACGAUUCUUCUGGAAUGAAAAAACCGUGUUUCCCCAUUGGAUACGAGGGUAAAAUGUCCGACUUGAAGAAGAGGCAGAAUAAAUGUGUUGGCCGACAACAGGAAGGGAAAUCAGGUCAGCAGCGCAUCGAGGUGAAAGCGACUUGGGCUGCGCCAGGCGCUCUGCGGUUGGCCGCCUACCUUUUAAAAAGAAAGAGCUCCAGCAUUUGGCGAUUUGGAAGCGAGCUAAGUGCGUCAGUCGUCUCCAAACUCGUCUGCCGGUCGCACACACGCCACUGGAUUUCGUUCGUCAAUUCAACUUUUUUUCAACAGCAAUCAGACAGCAAACCCGCAAUCAUGAGAGGUUUCGGACUGUUGGCUAUCAUCUCCUGCGUUUGGAUUCUCUUGGUCCUUCUCCUGUCAGUCGAGGCUGUACCGUUAGCUGGCAAAACAGGUGAAGAUUCCGGCAUGCCUACAGAGCCUGAGAAGAUGGUUAACAAAACUACUUCCGUCUACGAUUAUGUCACUCCCGAGGUUAUGUCGACUGUAGUCGGAGCUGCCUUGGGCGACCAAGACUGUCUCCGCUAUUCGGCCUGCAAAGCCGGAAACUACGUAGCCGAUGUUACCGGCAAGGAGAUUGUUUUGAUGGUUCUGGACCGUUGGGUUCCCAAUAGCUGGCAAGGUACUUUGCGCGCCUUUAAGGAGGCAGCCACCUACAAGGAUGACUGCAAGAAACAAUUCCCCUGUUCCAACCCCCAGCAGGAAUAGAGAGACACAGCGGGACGCGAGUCGUUUCCAGAAAUUACAAUUUUUUUUAACCCUCCUAAUUUAAUGACCAUAAUUUUAUUAUUAACGGAUGCCUUGUUUUAUUUGUCGGAAGGUCGUUGAUCGACCAUUUCCAUCAACAGAAAAAUAAAAAGCUGUAUUUUGUUCCCUUA